Brassica oleracea var. oleracea is the source of this 995-nucleotide messenger RNA. RefSeq lists its product as uncharacterized. The transcript is spliced from 4 exons. The record is from RefSeq and is a predicted model, not a curated record. Lineage: Eukaryota; Viridiplantae; Streptophyta; Magnoliopsida; Brassicales; Brassicaceae. Bases 49 to 927 code for a protein of 292 amino acids.
CGAUCUUUAAAACACGGAGGACCAGAUAUUCCCGACAACGAUUUAAUUAUGUUGUCAUCAUCAUCACCGGCCUCCACCACCGCACAUCCUCCUCCGUCGCCGGAAACAUACCAAACUCCUCUGAGAUUACUUUCCUUGCCGCAGAUUACCCGUAGAUACCUUUUCAAGACUCUCUCCUUAUGUCUCGCCGCACCAUCACUCUCCAUCGCACCAGUCCACGCACGUGGCCUCUUUCAAAUGCCCCCUCUCCGUCUCUCUAAUCGUUACUACCUGGUGAGAGCUGGUGAAUCUGAUUACGAAAGCUUGGGGGUCAUCAACACAAACCCGGUGGCCAAAACAUCGGUAGAUAGCGGAUUGUCGGAGAAAGGUAAGAAGCAGACGGUGAGAGCUGCGUUACAGUUAAAGGAAAUGGGGGCAUGUGACAGAAACUGUUGGCUCUGGCCUUCCAUUACACAGAGAGCUUAUCAGGCUGCUGAAAUCAUCGCUUCCAUCAAUGGGAUUAGUCGCAGCUAUAUAGUUCCGGAAUAUAGCUUCCUUGAUGCUCGCGGUUUAGGAGCUUACGAAGGCAAGAAGCUUGAUUCCAUAUCAGAAGUGUAUGCAUUAGACUCAAUAUCGAUGAAGACAAAACCUCCUCCUAUAACCGAUGGUACGCCUAAUGAGAGUGUGUCAGAUGUAUUCGUGCGUGUGACGCAGCUCAUGUCCAUUCUCGAGACUCAAUACUCAGAGGACACGGUCGUCAUUGUAUCGCCUGAUUCAGACAACUUAUCUAUCUUACAAGCUGGUGUUCAAGGCCUCGACCUACGAAGGCAUUCAGAGUUGUAUUUUGGACCAGGAGAAGUAAGAUUGUUAGAUGCAGACAGCAUCCCUGUCUAUAAGCAACCUGCAUCUGCUGUAUAUAAAUGCACAAACCCACCAAACUGUGACUAAUGUCAGUUCUGUUAGUAUAUUAAGUUCAGAUACAGUUAUGAUUAAAGACACAUAAUGUUGAAGUUCAA